AUGAUUGGCGGCGGCGGCGACCAGACGAUCGAAGCCGAAACAAGCAUCGGCGUAGCCGGCGAAGAACUUCGCCCUGUUCCGUUGACCGCUCGGACGUCGGUGACGUCGCAUUUUAUUUGCGGCGGCGGCAAAAACCGCCCGCUAGUCGGUUUUUCGUUCUCGAAGCUUCGUCGCCGGCUGGCUGAGGCAGUUGGUGACCGCCAAGGUCGGCCAUUGGAGUUGAAGUUGACCUGCGCUCGAAGUGCGUUUUGGGCCGUCCAGGCAGCUGCUGCCACCUCAGCCGAUUCGGCCACCUCUCCGAGCAACCUUUUUGUCGAAUUUUUUACGUCGCUGAGGAUCGUACUGACUUUUGAGGAGGCGUUCGAUGUGUACCGAGCCGGCACGUCUGCGCAAGCGAACCUCGUUAGCUCUGGACCGAACUCGCCGUCGCGAAGUAUGCCGCAUUCGUAUCCCUCACAAUUCCCUCACUCCUUCAGGCUUUUCGUUCCCCUUUUACCGUACACCUCCAAAAUGAACAGCGGUUGUACCGGGCCUUGCAGCGCUGAUUUUCUUUUCCACCUCGCGGCGAUGAGGCCUUAUUCUGUCAUCGUCAACCGGGUGGCCAGUGUGAUGACGUGUGAUCUUACCUGUACUUUUGUCGGUUUGUGCAAGAAGUGGCAGACUCGUCGGCCAGCGGUUCUGUUCAAAGGCGCGCAAGACAAGUUUUUAGCUGUUCUCGAAUCCGUUCACCGAACGCGCAUCACGUUGUGUAUCGAACAUCGCAUCAGGACGUCGAAGCGCUCGACGUUGCUUGCCGACCCACAGGCGGUAGGCCUUAAUCGUGAUGAGGACACGAGCGGCAUGUCAGCGUUAUUUCAGUCACCCCCCCGUAAAUCGCACAAACAUUGAGU
Messenger RNA from Soboliphyme baturini, 890 nucleotides. Lineage: Eukaryota; Metazoa; Nematoda; Enoplea; Dioctophymatida; Soboliphymatidae. The record is from the annotation of a GenBank genome assembly.